AUGGACCCAAGCAUUCUCUCUAGUUUACAGAACCUACAACUCACAAAAGAAGAAGAAGAAGCUAUUCCUAUCUCAGUCUCACACUGCCCGGGCCUUUUGGAAGAAUGUUCCCUCAGCCUCUUUGGGCGGCUCCUUGCUGAUUGGCAACAGAACCAACGUGCUUUGAAGAACACCCUCAGAUCAGCAUGGAAAAUGGGUUCAGAUAUGAGGAUUGUGGAAGUUGGAAACAAUAUACUCCAAUUCAAGUUUAGCUCAAAAUUCCAGAUGGAGUGGGUUGAGAGGUGUGGGCCUUGGUGCUUUGACAACAACCUCCUAUUGCUCUGUAGAUGGAAAAAGGGACUGACUUCCACAAACAUUUCCUUCACCCAUUCUCCAUUUUGGGUACAAAUUUGGGGUCUCCCCUUUGAGCAUAUGUCACUGGACGUUGGGAAAGAAAUCGGUAGCAAGCUAGGUACUUUUUUGGAAGUUGAUAGGCGUUCAUGGCAAUCUGACCAGGCAAAGUUCAUGAGAGUUCGUGUGGAGCUGGAAAUUGAUAAGCCUCUAAGAAGAGGAGCUUAUAUUGUAAGCUCUGAAGAGGAACGGCUAUGGCUCACAUUCAAAUACGAAAGGCUUCCUACGGUUUGCUUCAUCUGUGGGAAGCUUGGGCAUGAUAAAAAACAUUGCCCAGCAGCAAGGGACUGGUAG
Quercus lobata is the source of this 684-nucleotide messenger RNA. RefSeq lists its product as uncharacterized. The coding region runs from base 1 to 684 and encodes 227 amino acids. The transcript has a single exon. The record is from RefSeq and is a predicted model, not a curated record. Lineage: Eukaryota; Viridiplantae; Streptophyta; Magnoliopsida; Fagales; Fagaceae. Gene Ontology annotation, molecular function: zinc ion binding; nucleic acid binding.